Messenger RNA from Mitosporidium daphniae, 1167 nucleotides. RefSeq lists its product as uncharacterized. Lineage: Eukaryota; Fungi; Microsporidia. The record is from RefSeq and is a predicted model, not a curated record. The coding region runs from base 1 to 1167 and encodes 388 amino acids. The transcript is spliced from 5 exons.
AUGAAUACCUAUGAAAAGAGACUUGAAUCGUUCACACUCAACCGCUGGCCGUUGGAUGAUAGUCCCGACCAGAAAUACUCCGUAGAAUUGUUUGCAGCUGCUGGAUUUUAUUUCAGCCCAACUCAAAGCCAUCCAGAUGCGACAUCUUGUUAUUGUUGCGCGAAAGACCUAGAUGGCUGGGAGCCAGAAGAUGAUCCGUGGAUGGCUCACAUAAAGCAUGGAAGAAUGCCAAAAAAAACGGCAAUCCGGUAUUUUUCUUCGCUGCAGUCGCUGGAAAGACGCCCUGAUCACAUUAAAAAGAAUCUCUCCUCUAUAAUAGCAGGCCUUCGAUCAGGACCCGACGAAGUUGCAUGUCCCUUGGUAACCAUGCAUUUAGAGAGAUCAAGGCUAUUCUCAUUUACCUCUGGAUGGCCCCAUAAGGACGAUGGUUUGCAAGAAUUUAAGGCAUCUCCGUUUUCGUUGGCAGCAUCCGGCUUUUUCUUUUAUCCAUCAUUAAGCUCGAAUGAUCAAGUUGUAUGCUACCAGUGUGGUUUGGCUCUGAGCGGUUGGGAACCUGAUGACGAUCCAUGGUUUAUCAAGUUUGAACAUUGCAAAAGACGUCCCGAAUGUCUCCAUAUUAAAGGAUCACCGGCCGAACCAUAUUCAUUCACUUCAAUAUUUAGCACAUGUCCAUCCCUUUUACCAAUAUCGCCAAAUGCAUCGAUAACCCUUAUUGAUGAAGGACCGAAAUAUCGAUUGAUAACAGCCAAAAUGUCAAACGAAACAUCCGAUGUAUCUCAUGACCUUCCUUCGGUUGAAAAGUCGAGGAAAAAGCACACUUUCAAGCCAAAAGUCAGAAGAUCUCAGAUCUUUUCUCAAAACGCACAAAAUACGCCAGUAUCCGCCUCUAGAAUAAAAGAAAUCAUACAGAAAUCAAGAGAUUCCAACCAAUUCAAGGAGACUGACGAACCAGACAAAAACUUGCAGCCCAGAGUUUGUUCUAUUGAUUCUCGCCAAUCUGGACCAAUCAUGCAGCCCUAUUGUUCGCUUGAAGAAUUUGAAAAAAUCUCAUCAAUGACAGUUGGCACGUAUGUUGAGUGGAUCGGCAACGAAAUUGUACAUGUCUUUGAUAGAAUUACAAAUGGCACCCUCUGGUAUCUUCCAGGAGCUUCUUUAUGUAUCUGUUAA